Dendronephthya gigantea is the source of this 3807-nucleotide messenger RNA. Its product is annotated as tetratricopeptide repeat protein 28-like. Gene Ontology annotation, molecular function: protein binding. Lineage: Eukaryota; Metazoa; Cnidaria; Anthozoa; Malacalcyonacea; Nephtheidae. The transcript is spliced from 2 exons. The record is from RefSeq and is a predicted model, not a curated record. The coding region runs from base 241 to 3807 and encodes 1188 amino acids.
CCAUAGGAGAUUGGAACAUGAAAAUCAAAGAUUUUAAAGGGCAUUAUAUAUAAUCAGCUUGCAGAGGCAUGAAUGUCACUGCGAUAAGAUAAGAUAAGGUAGGGUUUUGCCAACAAUUAACGGCGAACGCGAGGAUCACUUUGAUCUUAAAUCUGGCCACUUGAGAAACACGUCAGCCGGAUAAAGGUACACUGUAGUAGUUGUUUCAUCUUCGUCGACAUUAUUUCUGCGUAAAGUAUAAUGGGCUCUAAUUCACAACAUUGGGAUUGGGAACGAGGUAUGGAGAUAUUAUCUCUCCUUGCACGGGGGGCUGCAGAGCUUUAUGAAAUGGGACAAUGUGAAGAGAAUGUAGAGGAGGCUGUUAGAAAGGGUAUUGAAUGCGCCGGCCGAGGGGAUCAUAGAAAAGCUCUCGAGUAUUAUGAAGAAGCUUUGACUAUCUCUCAAGAGAAAGGAUUUACACGACACGAAACGAAUAUCUAUGCGCAAAUAGGAUACUCGAGCUUUCACGUCGGGGAUUACGAACGUUCCAUCAACUUCAUGAAAAAAUUUUUGAACGAUGGAGGCGAAGAUUUAAAUGGAGUUGUCAAUUCUAUUUUGGGUUCGUGUUAUCAGCAUAAUGGUCAAUACAAGGAAGCCAUUCCAUAUCAUGAGAAGAGCUGGAAAAUUGCUUCGCAGUUGGGAAACAAUGAAAAUUAUGGAGUGGCGAGAGAAAUUUGCAAUUUAGGGUUUGCUUAUAAAGGUUUGGGAAAACACGAAAUGGCUAGAAGGAACUUUAGUGAAAGUCUUCGAAUCUCAAAAGACUCGAUGUACAAGGAUAUAGAACAGCAGGUACAUAUGGGUAUUGGUUGCAUUCACAAAGAGUUGGGUGAUUACGAGAGAGCUAUUGGAUGUUUCCAGCAGUCUUUGGAACUUGCCGAACAAUUGGUAGACAGAAAAGGUAUCGCCCUUGUGUACGAACGUUUGGGUGGAGUAAAUUUUGCCCAAAAUCGAUACAAACGUGCCAUCGAAUAUUUUGAGAAAUGCUUAGAUAAAGCCCGCAGAAUUGAUGACAGAGUUUUAAUUGCAUUAGCCUACAAAAACAUGGGCCGUGUGCACCAAAAACUUAAUGAGCUGCAAGAGGCUAUAAGCUGUUACCAAGAAUACUUGAAAAGAGCUGAUGAAAAACGUGACAGAUCUGAAAUAGCCGAGGUAAAUAUUCUCCACCUGGGAGUCUGUUACGUACAAUGUAAAGAGUACGAAAAAGGCGUUGAGUGUUAUCUUAAAGGUUUAGAGAUGGUGAAACAACUGGAAGACAAGGAAAAAGAAGGAAAUGUCCACGAAAAUUUAGGAGAUGCUUACGCAAAUCUAUCUAAAUAUAACGAUGCGCAAAAGCAUUACACGAGAGCUCAGGUGAUUGCCAACCUUGACGCCGAAGGAGGUAAGAAAUUGAAAGGACGCGUUUGUCUGAAACUAGGAGAUGUGUUUCGCGUUCAGGAAAAGAUCUCAAUGGCUAUUUCGUGCUACAACGAGGCUUUGGAAAACGCCGAACGUUCGAGGGACCUAGAAAGCGAGGUAGGUGCUUUGGAACGGUUGGGAAACGCGUUUCACUCUAAUGGCAAUUACGAUAGCGCAAUUGAGUAUCACGAAAAAAGUUUGGACCUCGCAAUAAAACUUAACGACAAGAAACGAGAGCAAAGAACACGCGAGAAUUUAGGCGAUGUCUGCGCCUCCUGUAAGAAGUGGUCGAAAGCCAACAAGUGGUACAACAGUUCUCGUGCUUUGGCGAACGAACUCAACAAUGCCGAAGCAGUUUAUAAUUGUGAAAGAAAGAUGGGAAAUACAUAUUAUGAGAACCAAGAUUACGACAAUGCCAUCUUUUAUCACCAACGUUGUUUGAAAAUUGCAGAAGAAAAAAACGAGAAAGCAGGAAUUUUAGAAUCGUCCCGAGUCUUGGGCGAUUCUUACCGAAAGGUCAACCAACCUGAAAAAUCUUUGCAGUUUUACAAGUAUUUCAUAGAAAUGGUCGGUACGCAGACGAGCAAUUUAGAAAGAGCAACAGUUUACCUUAAAAUAGGUAAAUUGUAUGCAGAGAUUGGUGAUUCCGAUAAUGCUAUUGAUUCGUGUUUCAAAUGUUUGAAUCUUGCUGUGGAUUCUGGCGACUUUAAAUUGAAAGAAGAAGUUCUUGAGAUAUUGGCAGAUGAAUAUUACAACAGGUAUCAAUUUGAUAAGGCUUAUAAAUAUUAUCUGGAAGACCUUGACAUCGCAGGAAGAGAUAAACGUUGCCAAAUAUACUACAAACUUGGCAACACAGUCUCUGCUCAACAUAGAAUUGCCGAGGCAAUUCAGUUUUAUGAAAAAGCACUGGAACUUUCCCAGAGCCUGGCAGAUCCAAAUGUGGAUUUAGAAGCAGACAUCCGAGAAGCCUUGGCGGGCGCAUUGUUUUCGAAUACUGAUUACGAAGAUGCCAUCAAACACCAUUCGGAGAAUUUAGAAUUUGCCAAAAGUCUCGCCGACGAAAAAAGACAACAAAGUGAAUACGAAAACCUCGCUAAUUCGUACAGUGCCAAAGAACAAUGGCUGCUAGCCAUUGAGAACUAUUGCCAUUCUGGCGUUGUUGCUAAAAGGUUACACGACAAAGAAGCUGUACAGAGAUGUGAAAAAUUAAUGAAAGAGCAGGCUUUUGCCUUGGAAUGUUUAUGUAAUGACCACAUCCUCAACGGCGAUUAUCGAAAAGCUCUUGAUAUGCAAGAGAAGUACGUGGAGCUUGCUAGGAAAAUUGGUGACCGUGUUCAAGAGGGCAACGCCAACUGCAACAUAGCCGAAGUACAUCUGGCAAGAUGUCAAUAUGAAGAAGCGGUAAGGUUUACCCGUAAAGCAUUGGGAAUUUCUGACAACGAUAGCGGCAAAGCAAGAGCAAACGAUAUUCUGGGCUGUGCUCACGCGGCACUUGGCAAAUUUAUAGAGGCAGAACGUUUUCUUUUGGAAGAAAUCAGCAUCGUUGAAAUAUUAGACGAUAAAUCAGGAAUUGCCCGCGCUAAAGGAAACAUCGGAGUGGCUCUUCUUGGUAAAGAUGAUCAGCGUGAAGCUGUUGCUUGUUUUCGAAAAGAAUUGAAGCUGGCGGAAGAAAUUGGAAACAAAAAGGAAGAGGGUCGGGCAAAUGAAAAUUUCGGACGUUACUACGCUGCAAUUGGUAAGUGUAAUGAAGCAAUAGAAUAUUACCAGAAAUUCAUGCGGAUUGCUGAAGAAAUUGGUGAUAAGGCGGGUAUUGGCAGAGCAAAAGGAGCAAUUGGUACUAUGUUAACGGAAAUGGGACAGUAUCAAAAGGCAGUCAAAUACCACGAAGAAGAAAGAAUCAUUACGAAUGAGCUUGGGAAUGAAGUGCGAAAAGGUCAGAUGCUUGGAAACCUGGGCAAUGCCUACAAAGGGCUGUGUGAUUACGAAAAUGCUAUUGCCCUUCAAAAGACGAGCUUGCAGAUUGCUGAAGAUAACUAUGUCGAAUGCGACGAGAGACGUGCUUACGAGACCUUAGGAAAUACUUACCUUGCGAGUGGCCAAUGCAGAAAAGCACUUGAGUACCAAAAUAUAGCAUUGAAACUUUCUCAACAGCUUGGUCACAAAGCAGCCGAAGGACGCAUUCACCAAAGUAUGGCAAAGUCGUACUAUUUGAGUGGUCAGAUUGAAAAGGCUCUUAAUUCCGGUAAGAAAGCAUUGGCUAUUGCUGAAAAGGUCGGCGACAAAGCUGGAGAGGGGCGGGCUUCAGGAACAAAUUGGGAAUGCAUACAUGGAGUUCGGACAGAAUAUGCAAGAAGCGAGAUCAAAAUUUCGUGA